AUGUGGACAAACAACAAUGCGCUAUCCUGCAGUGAUGACAAUGAUAAAUGCACGAGAAAUGAUAAAUGCGUGGACGGCAUAUGCAAAGGAAAACCGUUCACGUGCCUUGAGUGCCAGUUUUGUAAUGGAGAUGGAUGUACGAUCAGACCUGAUUUCUGCCUGAUCGAUAGAAAAUGUUACAAACGUGGGAAUUUGAGACCUGGGAAACCUUGUCAGGUGUGUUUACAAUUUAUAAUGUACCCUUAUUAUAAAGUAUAGGAUUCUUUUAUAGUGCUCUUUUCUAGUAAAAGUGAUACCUGUAUAGAGCCCCUCCAACUUUGCAUUGCUUUUUUUGCACCUGACCUCUCGCGCGGUACAGGUUCCCAAUAUACCUUGUGGAUUCGUAUAUUCAGGUAAUCAGAUCUUUAAUAACGUUUAAUGCAAUUGUUCUUAGGAAUGCAACAGCAACAGGCCCACAACGUGGACACCAAAUAAUAACCUUGUGUGCAGCGACAAUAAUGUAAAGACCAGAAAUGACCAUUGUGCAAAUGGAGAAUGUCAAGGACAGCCAUUCACGUGUUUAUCAUGCCAGAAGCAUCAUAACGACGCAUGCCGAAUAGAAUCUGGCUAUUGCAUCAUCAUCAACUCUAAAAAUGUUGACAGAUGUAUUCCUGGUAAUACGGAAAAACCAAACAAUUCAUGUCAGGUAGAGUAAAAAAUGUUCCAAAGUUGAACUGUUAAAUUAAAAUUUGAAAGCGUCGACCAAUCAGCAGAGCCUCACAAGAGAAAUUCGGAGCCCCAUCCCCCCCCCCCCACUACCUCCUCCGGGAUGCCCUGUCAAUCAUUUUUGUUCAUUUGUCCUUAGGAAACUAAAUAAAAUUGAACAAUACACAAAGAGAACACGUGGUUUCGCUAUUCUUAUUCAGGUGAAUUAACCUAACUUCCCCCACUACGUGGCCUUCAUCAGAGGUGAACUGAUGGCAGAAUAAAGAGGGGUACAAUGACAUUUUCAAAAUCAGACACAUAAACCCCUCACUUAUCAAAACUCUUUCCAGCAACAAAAUUGUAGACCGCGAGCAGUCCCUCGGGAGAAAGGAGGGACUGCCGACAACACAUCAAGAAACGAAAUACGCCCACUUUUCGCUCUUGUCAAGUUGGCUCCGCCUUUGCAUAAACAUAUAUCCAAUGAAAUCUAUCCGAUAGGAACCGUUAAUGUCAUGUUUAUUUAUACAAUCAACAUCCAGUCUGGAAAUUAUUUAUAACAUAAUUACUAUGCAUCAGAUUGGAUUGACAGGCGUAUCGAUUUCGACCAAUGGGAAUUUUGCGUUGUGUGGCUACCUCCUCCGCAGGGAAACGAACGGAAAGGUCUGCGGACUAAUUUUCCAAGAUGGCGGAAGCCACAAGCCAAACUAUAUUUAUAUAUAUAAUUUAUAUAUUACCAUUAUAUUAUUAUUAAAGUCUUUAACUAUUUCUGAUAUAGACCGCUUUUUGUAUCCGAAUAUACAUAAAAACCGUGAAUACUGAACAAACAAGCAUACAUUGAUUUAUAAAGAGAAGCAGAUAAAUAUCAGUUAACUUGCAAAUUAAAUUCUAAAACAGACGAACACGCUUUUAAUAUAGCACGUCGUAUGUUCGGCAUGCAGUUUAUCCACGAAAUUUAUUCCAUUUAUAUUUGUCUUUCAUACAUUGUAACUAUUUAUAUGCGUGUGUAUAUAGUCAAAACAUCCCAUUUGGCCAAAUGAUAGAUUCACGACGUCUAUAUCACUGUCGCUUGUGCUUGUAAAACUCUCCAUUAUUUGAAUCUCCUCGUCGCUUUUAUCCGCCAUAACUGCCAAGAUGUAUUUAGAAAAUACUCGCAAAGGGCAUACUCAUUAUGGGCUGUAUGACCUGCAGAGGAGGUACUUUGUAUGGGCAACGCGUAUUUCGUUUCUUGAUGUCGCUCCUUUCCUUUCGCAUGCCCGGAAAUCUAAACUCGCGAAAAGCACAUGUUGAAAUAUUAGCGAACGAUCCUUACUGUCGAUGCCAAUAUAAAUGUCCAUAACUAUUGAUCGCUCACGUUUUAACUUCCCAGCAAAAGCUUUAUUUUUAAAACUCUUUCAGUGGUGCCUUCCUGCAACAACUACUUCAACUUGGACGGACAAGCAUGACGUUCCUUGCGACGACGGAAACAGUUGCACAAAGUCAGACACAUGUAAACAUGGCCAAUGUGACGGGAUAAGUUUUACAUGCAAUAAUGAUUGUCAAUCUUGCAAUGGCAUUGACUGUGGUUUACACAUUGGGUAUGGAUAUGUAGCGGACACCUGUACUUGCAAAAUAGCAGGUACAUCGAUUUAAAACUUAAAUAGUUUUGCUAAUUUUCCAAGCUAGUUUAGAACUUACCACAGUUAUAACCAUGCAACAAGAAGUUGCCCAAAAUUAUGUACCUGCAUAUAUGUUUUCGAUGUACAAAAUUCUUAAAGUACCAAAAUACCACUUAUUUCUUCAGGAAGAGACUACAAACAUCAACAGCUGAACCCAAGUAAUGGAUGUCAAUGGUGCGACAUAUAUGACAAAACAUCCAAACAAAUUCUCGCAUGGUCUCACCGACCGUCAGUUGCUUGCAAUGAUAACAACGCCUGUACAAAGCAAGAUCUCUGUCAAAAUGGCUACUGUGUGGGUACCGAAUACAGCUGUCAAGCAUCCUAUCCGCAGUCCAGUUGUAUACAGACUUCUCAAUGUGUUGGUAAUGGAACAUGUAGGUAUAUCAUGAAGAACAACGGAACAAUAUGUCGUGCAGCUAUUGACGAGUGUGAUCAAUCAGAAAGGUAAGAAAGUAGUAUACACUGUGUAAUAUUAGAAUUCUUAUGCAUGCAAGUGAACCUCUCCUUGCAGAAUGCAGACUCCUCCCAUUAGAGGACACCAUUCUUGGAUCCCGGCCAAAGGUCUAUUAUAUCACUAUAUUUACAACCUCACGCGGACACCAAAUAGCAUUUUAACCUCGUAUAAGCGAACAGUUUGCAUUUUAUUCCCGUUGAAAUAGUGUUUAUUAGAUGCUGUGUUGAUAUACUUUGGGUGGAUUAAGACAAAAACAUCUGUUUAGUAAAGGUUAUAAUUACUAAUGUAAUGAAGGAAGACAAAAAUGCAUCGUUCCUUUGGUGAUAAAUAUUCCUCCCAAUAUUAGGAUAUAUUAUUACACUGAUCAAUUAUGUACUGUUUAAUAAACGAGCAGGAGUAUUUUAUUAUGUUUAAAGACACGAGCGCGCAGCGCGAGUGGCUUUAGACAUAAUAAAACACGACCUGCGAGUUUAUUAAACGGCUUCAAACACGACUACAAAUUCAAUAGAUAUACUGCCUAUUAGUAUUCUUUAUAUAAAGAAUACUAAUGAGGACACGACUACAAUAGAUACUGCCUUAUUAGUAUUCUUUAUAUAAAGAAUACUAAUUAGGAGUGUUUUAUCAGGUUUAAAGCCACUGCACGUGACAUAUUAUGAUUGACAUGAUUUGCCAAUAAGCUUACGAAUUAUUAAUGAGUGUUUGAAACAUUAUUAAAAAACUCAUUAAUAAUUCAGGAGCAAAACACAAAAAAAAUCAUAAGCGUGUCGUGGUUAUAUAUGUGAUAUAAAACCAUGUUAAUUUACAUAAACUUUAGCUUUGAUUUUCUCGGUUUAGACAAAGUUUAUUUUAAAAAUUACUUCGCCAAUGAACUCGUAUAAGCUGAGUCGUUUUUUAAGCCAUUUAAAGCACGCGUAGUCGUGUUUUAUCACAUAUAAAACACUCCGCUACGCGUCGUGUUUUAUAUAUGAUAAAACACUCCUACGCGUGCUUUAAAUAGUACAUGAACCCAUCGUAAGAGGCACAUCCCGUAAGCAAGUACCAUGACUCGAUCGACUGUAGAUUUGGUGAGUAGUGAACAGCAACGGACGGACCAGUAGUUUGUUGAUAUAGAAAUAAGUGAGAAUGGGUAAGUAAGGUAAGUGAAGUUAGGCAGAUUGGUAUGUGUAUUGUAGUACGUAGAUAAUGUUAGGAAUUUAGAUGGAUGUGUUAGGGAAAAGCUCAUAGUUCGUCACGCAAUUGCACACAUUCCGCAUUUUCGUAGAUGCAACGGUGUAAUUGGAACAUGCCCGCCAACAGCUAUCAAUCCAAUAUACUUUCAAGAAGGUCAAGCAAAGAUAACACUUCCGAACUUCGCGACAACUGUCACAUUCCAGUCAAGCACAGACAAAUUACAUCUCCAACUCAGCGGCUUUGUUGUCACUUGUGGUUCACUCACUGUCAGAUGGUCUUUAAUAAAAGCUGAAAACAGUUGCAACCUUGGUAGAAAUAAUGCAACACUUUCUUCCAAUACAAAUAAUCAUAUUCUCGCCGGUCUUAAUUUGCAGAACACAGACACAUAUAAAGUCGUUGUUCAGGCAAGCAAUAUUCGCGAACAAUUUGGGUUACCAGUGUGCAGUAAUCCGGUUACCAUAGAUACUAGCACGCCAACAGGUGGUUGGGUGUAUGACGGUUCAGGCUCUACUGAUCUUCAAUAUCAAUCAAGUAAGUCGUUCACCCCGUCAUGGGGAGGGUUUCAAUCAACCUACGGCAUUGGAAAGUACGAAGUCGCUAUGCACUACCAACCGCAGUCUUCCAGCGACCAAAUUGAAGUACAGGGCUUUGUAAACGUAAACUUAAACGUCUCGUUCAGUAAAACAAUUGCGGCAAUCCCAGAUGGCAGCAAACUCACAACAAAAGUACGAGCAUACACAAAAGCAGGAUUAUAUACAGAAAUCGUCAGCAAUGGUGUAACUGUGGACACAUCACAACCUUUACCUGGAUCAGCCUCCGACGGCUCCAACCUUUUGUCAGAUCUGCAAUAUGCUGAUUGGACUUCCAGUUAUACUGUGAGUUGGGAACCGUUCACAGAACCUCAUACGCCUAUUGUGAACUACAACGUCGGUGUUAAGCGAAAGAAUGGCGGCUUUGUUUCAGCAGGGUUAACAGCGGUCGGUAUAACAUACCAAUAUGUAGUUACAAGCUUAACUCUUGCCUCGGAAGAAGAAUAUUGUGCGAUCGUUGAAGGCGAAAACGCUGCUGGACUAAAAGCUCAAGUUUAUUCAAAUUGUUUGCUCAUUGAUCACGAAGCUCCACGACAUGGAACUAUUAAUGACGGAUUGUCUGAUGAUAUUGACUAUCAGUCAGGAGAUACGGUAUUCCACGCCAACUGGAACGGAUUCGACGACGGUACUCGUGGCAGCGGACUCGCAGACUACAAGUACAUACUAACAAAUCAAAAUGAUGUCAAUGUCACCUCAUGGACCGCUGUAGGCUUACAAACAAAUGUUACAAUCUCAGGAAUAAGUCUCGUAGAUGGUAAUACGUAUUACAUGACAGUUCGAGCAAUCGAUAGAGUGGGAAAUUACAAAGAAAUCAAAUCAGACGGAGUGCACAUUGACACAACCCAUCCAGUUUAUACUGGCAAAAUAAUCGUUGAAGGUGAAAUGGCACAAAAAGACAACGAGUCAGUUGUUUAUAUUCAAAAUAUAGAAGAUUCCGUAACCGCGUCUUGGCCUCAAUUUGUUGACGAACACAGUGGAAUGAAGAAAUACCAAUGGAGUAUUGUCGAAGAUCAGGCACAACCAACAGAAUGGAAAAACGUGCCAGGAAUAAACCUUGCGACAAGAGCAGUGUUUCGGUAAGCGUAAAGGCAAUAUUGCAUGUGGCCAUUUUUAUCGACGAUUCGUAUAGCUUUAAGGCCAUUUUCCACUUCAAGCGUACCGAAAUGUAGUUUAGUGAAUGUUGUUUGGUUAAUGCUUCCGUAGUACGCGAAUUGAGUUGCAAAGGACGUUUCAUUUUGAUACGUAAUACACACGGAAGUACGUGGAUUUAUCAAUCAACCUGCUUUCAACCUGGGCAUACUCAUCAGUACGUUUCGGUACGGUAUCCUUGAAGUGGAAAACGGUUUGCAUCGUUUUGCAUUGCAUAUCGUUGCAUUGAUUUUAGCCUCCUGCGCAGACGUUGUUAGUGGCGGCGGCCCCACCUAACUAAAAACGUCUGAGCAGGAGGCUACAUCGAGGUACGAUUGGGCAGAAAGGCAUAAGCAAUAGGGAUUCAUCAUAUUGUCACUUCCCUAAGGUAAUAAUAAUUAUUACAAUGCCUUUUUAGAUCUCUCUCAUUAGCCAAUAACACUGGAUAUCGACUAACAAUUCGCGGUAUUAACAACGCAGGUCUGCACACAGAUAUCACAUCACCUAUAAUAAUCCCCAUCGGAGCAGCACCUAGACUUGGGACAGUCUCUGACGGCCACGAUCCAACGAUAGACAUCGAAUACCUAACCAAUUCGUCCGAAGUUCAUGCAACUUGGCAAGGUUUUGAAACAACAGAUGUAAAAAUACGAGCUUAUUUCUUUGCAAUCGGUAGCUGCACGAGAGGUAAUUACCACGUGACUAACAACCAGUUCAUGCCAGUUACGCCGCCAACAGCAACGUCGUUCGGAAUUGAAGGCCUGCAUCUCGUGAACGGUCUGCGAUACUGUAUCAAAAUCAAGGCAGAAAAUUUGGCAGGAGUUGAGAGUGGCGUAGUCUCCUCGGAUGGGUUUAUGGUGGAUGUCUCCCCUCCUGAUCUGAGGCAUGCGAUGGUGUUGGACGGGCAAGGACAAGACGAUAUAGAUCACCAAUCAGGUAACGUGGAGUUAUCCGCGACCUGGACCGGAAUUCAUGACAAUGAAUCUGGCAUACAACACUUUGAGGUCGCUGUCAGUCGAAACAGAGCAGGCGAACCGGAUGUAACGUCAUUCAUAGACGUUAGUCAAAAUACGUACUCUACAAUAACUGGACUGAGUCUUAACAACGAAGUGUAUUACAUCAUACUAUGUGCUACAAAUAACGCAGGAUUAAAGUCGUGUUUGGCUUCAGAUGGCGUUCUUGUCGAUCCGACUUCUCCAACAUCAGGCAUCGUACACGACGGGAUACUUGAACCAGAUCUACGCUAUCAGGCAAAUACAAAUAAGCUAAGUGCAAACUGGGAACGAAUUUGGGACUUGGAAAGCAGAGUGGAGAGAUUUGAGUGGGGGAUUGGGGAAGAAGGAGAAGAUCUUGUUCAAGAAUUUGUUGAAGUUGGACUUCAGACUCACGUAACAUCGAAGAACGCUCUAGAUCUAAAACAUGGCCACAACUAUACUAUAUUCCUGCGAGUGUAUAACAGAGCUGGCGUAUUAAAUGAACUAUCAUCUAAUGGUGUUAUUAUUGAUACAACACCGCCAGUUCCAAGUGAAAUUAUACCAAGGCUAUCUCCAUUGGAAUGGCGUUUUUCCAAAGAAACUGAAACAUACUACUCAUCUAGUGCGUCAGAUAUUUACGUUACAUGGGAAGACUUUGAUGAACUGGAAAGUGGAAUGUGGUACUACAAGUGGGCAAUAGGAACUUCGAAAUACGGCACCCAACUUCAACCAUUGAUAAAUAUCGGUUUAGUCACAAAUGCCAAUACCUCCGGAAAUGGACUGAAUAUCCGACCGGGGAUUCGUUAUUUUGUCACUGUGGUUGGAAGAAAUCGAGCUGACCUCGUUUCAGGUAACUGCUCAUGGCCUUUCCUGGUUGAUUACAGCGCGCCACGUACAGGAAAUAUCCAGAUAAAAUCACCUUCUGGAAUCAAAAAGGAUUAUUUCAGGUCAGACGAAAAUAUGCGCGUUAGUUGGUCAGGAUUCAAAGAUCCGGAAAGCGGAAUCGAAAAGUACGACAUUUCAGUGAUACGUGAAAACAGAGAGAAUUUAAACUACACUCGGAUCUCUGAUGCGGAGCUGGAAAUACUGAUAGAUACAACUCUUCUGUCUCCGGGAAAUGCUUAUAGAAUUGUUGUGAAAUCCAUCAAUUACGCAGGCCUCGAGUCAUUUGUCAUUUCAACACCGUUUACGAUCGACAAUACACCACCUGCCUACACCGGAAAUAGAAACGACCUACCAAAGAGCUAUUUUCUGCCGGAUUCACAUUUAUUAGAAGUUGUUUGGGAAGCCUUCGAAGAUCACGAAAGUCCCAUCGACUUUUAUGAAAUUGGCAUCGGAAGACACUUAUCCAGUGACGAUAUAUACAAGUUUACUAAAACUGGUUUAUGUACACAUUUCACUUUUCGUGGUUUGGACAUUACAGACAAUCAGCCGUAUUAUGUAACCGUCAACGCUCACAACAUGGCCGGCCUCGUGACUUCGCUGUCGUUAGAGGAAAUCACGUUUGAUCAAAGUCUGCCAACUGGAAAUAAUGGAAGUGUUAAAGAUGGUUUAUUACACGAAGAUAUUGACUAUAUGUCGUUAGAAAACACAGUGUCUGCUACUUUGGAAAAUAUCGAGGACUUGGAAAGUGGAAUAAACAAAAUAGAGUACUGUGUUGGCAGUACUCCAUUUAACUGCUUCAUAAAACCUUUCACUUCAAUCCAUCCAAAUAAAUCGUUCGUUUGUACGGAUUGCAAAAUUGAUCCUGGGAUGACAGCUUUUGCCACAUUUCGUGUAACAAACGGGGCAGGUUUGUCUGCCAUAUUUGUCUCGGAUGGUGUCACAGUUGAUUCCACUGCUCCUGAAAUACAUAUCGUUUAUGAUGGUAGAAAGGCGGAAUAUCCUGAUGUGGAAAAGACGUAUAGUAAUUGGACGCCAACUGUCACGUGGUACGGAGCACGGGACGUUCAAAGUGGCUUACGUAAUUGUCAGUGGAUGAUCGUAAAGAAAGAUGGAAACACAACUGUCUAUGUGAAGACGCUUCGUGAAGCUAACAUAACUUACAACAUACGUCAUACAGAAAGAGCUGCUGACCCGCUUAUACUUACUGCAAACUCUUCAUAUUUUAACAUCAUCCAAUGUUGGAACUAUGCAGGAAUUACUAGUUACCAGUAUUCGAACGGUUGGGCUGUGGUUGAACAAUGGCCCAUUCCGUCAUACGUCAUAGAUGGCCCGGGACCACAUGACAUGAAAUAUAACGUAAAUGGUGAAACACUUCACGCAUCGUGGGGCGCAUUCCACGCUGAUUCAAAGGAUCCCGUAGUAAAGUACGAGUGGGCUGUUGGUACGUUUGGGCAAGUUGACGACAUUCUGGAAUUUACAGAUGUAGGACUUGAUACAAAAGUUUCAUUGUCGUUGUCAGAAAGCGAUAUAAUAGUAAAGGCGGGGGUUGAAUAUUACAUAACUGUGCGCGGAACUACUUUGAGCGGCUGGAACAGCAACAAAAAAUCAGAUGGCUUUAUUGUGGAUACAACUUCGCCGACUGCUGGUAUUGUGAAGGUGUCUCACCAUAUUUUAAACCAGAACGCCAAUGAAGUUGAUUAUACAUUAACAUGGGAAGGUUUUGCUGACUCCGAGACAGGAAUUGACAAUUAUGCAUAUUGUUUAGGUUAUAUUAAGGAUGUUUGCUCAACGACUGUCUUCAAUGCAGGGCUGGGUUUUCAAGGCACAGUGCAAGAUUUUCUUCCUGAAGCCCAAGAUGAUUCAUUCCACGGUAUUGUCGUUGUUACAAACAGAGCAGGUCUGAAAACCAUCGUUAGUUCAAAUGCUGUUAAAAUUGACUUCACCCCUCCCACGACUGGAACUCUACUUGAUGGAAUUGAUAUUGAUUUGGACUACAUCAACUCUAGCGUUACCUUAGCAACGACAUGGUCGGCGUUCACAGACCCCGACACUGGAAUUAAGAAAUGCACCUUAACUGUCAGUGAAGAAAACCCGUUUAAGAACGAGUCUAUAACGAUGAAAGUAAGGAUCGACGUUAAUACGACUGGCUCCAUAAUUCACGAUUUCCUGUUGAUAUCAGGCCUUCAGUACGUUUCUACUGUAACAUGUGAGAAUUUCGACGGAUUUAAAUCUUCAAAGUCUUCUAACGGUGUCAUUGUUGACGACUCCCCUCCUAUCGCGGGCACAAUACUUGACAAAAAUGCCCAACUCUUUGAUAACCAAUAUCAGGCAUCCACUAGUGAGCUUCACGUCCGUUGGACCGAUGGACACGAUCUUGAAAGUGGCAUCAUGGAGUAUCUAAUUGCCGUAGGAUCUGGAUCAAAUGAGGACGACAUGCGCGAAUUCUUUUCAGUUGGAUUAGCAAGAGAGAUACAUGUUAAGAACCUUACUCUGAGUUCUGGUUCAACUUAUUACAUCACUUUGCAAAUUGUGAAUAAAGCUGGUAUGACGUCACGUGUUUCUUCAAGUGGUAUAACAGUUGAUACGACACCACCAGAAAUACAAGAGGUAUGUAUAACAGCAAAACAUAUUAAUCUCAAACAUUGAAAAUUCAUGAGUAAAUUAGCCAACCAUAUUGUAUUAUUUUGCUCACAUGAUAAUAUUGGAUACCUGGUAAAGUAUAUUGAUCCAAUCCUAGGACUGGAUCAAUACACUUCACCAUGUAUCCAGCAUUAUCAUGUGAGCAAAAUAAAGCAAUAUGAUUGGCUAAUUUACUCAUGAAUUAUUAAUGGUUGAGAUGUAAUAUUUCAAAUCCGAUCAUGAGGACUGAACAAGGUUUCAAGGUUUCAUCCUCGCAUUUUGGAUGCUGUCCUCGGCGUCGAUCAAAUUGCGCGGACUUAAAAAAACCUAGUCCAGUCCUUGUAGUCGGAUCUGAAAUAUUACAUAAUAUAAUAUAGACAGCACUUCAGGUACUGAUAUUGUAAUGUAUUGGGUUAAAAAUCAGGCCGCCAAUAGAUGACAAUGCGUGAUUUUUUCAAUGUAUUUCCAAUAAUUUUCAGAUAAAACUUCAACGGUCUGGAACCGGGCAUAUAGGUCCUAAAGAUAAUCUAGGUGGAAGCUGGAAAACAUUCGACGACGAAAGCUAUAUCGACUUUGUUGAAUAUUGUUUUGGUACAACUGAUGGAGGGUGCAAUGUACAAGAUAUGUAUCGGGCACUGGACAAAGAAACGAACGUAACGUGCCUUGAUUGCAAACUGAAACACAACUACACUUAUUUCAUGACUGUUCGAGUCUGGAAUAAAGCGGGCUUGUUCAACCUGGCUACAUCAGCAGGAGUGACAGUUGAUUUGACGGCACCAAUUGGAGGCAAAGUAUCAUUAAAUAAAACCUAUAUGUUUUGUAUUGGUCGUUGUGGUCUGACCGCAGAAUUUGGUGGAUUUAAAGAUGAAGAAAGUGGUAUGGGAAGUUGUGAAUUUAGCAUCAAAACCGUGAAUGAAGUAACCGUUAUGCCUGUUCAACCUACGACAAAUGAAAACCAACUAGAAUCCAAUGAUUUAAUAUUCCAACAUGGUGAAAGUUACAAAAUAGCUGUGGCGUGUUAUAAUACUGUGGGAGAGCGAAGCGUGGACGUUUUCUCGCCACCAAUACGAAUUGAUAAUGUACCGCCAGAAAAGGUAAGACGUGACCGCAAUGAUACAUACCGAAUGACUAAAAACACAUCUUUUUCUACGUCCUGUGGCAAGUAAAAAUGGUUUGCAUGUUUGAAAGCAUGCAGCAAACGGCAUAGUCGGAUAUUCUUGGCAAAUUUUCAAUUCUUUUCGCCGCUCCAUAUUUCCUUUAAGGAAAAUUACAACAAAAAUUAUGUUUGCCUAUAAUUUGAAAGAGUGUUAAGACUAUUCACAAAGCUUUUUUACAAAUAUUCCCAAACUAUCUUAAUUUUUGAGAUAUUUGGAACCAAAACAUCCUGCCAUCCGUCAAUUUGUGUUUUUUAUUAGAUCUAAUUAAAUGACGUCACAACCAGGAGUAAAAAUUAGGAUUUAACAUUAAAGUAACCUGAGAAUUGACCAAGAUAUGAAAUAAUUUUACCCCGGUUGUGACGUCACGGAUAUGCGACGGUGGAUAUACAUAUCCAAGAUGGCGGGCUUCAUAACGAUUUUGUUUGAAAUGAAAAGUUAUAUAUUUUAUACCAAGAACGAUAAAGAAAAUCUGUUAUAAGGUUUUGAAAUAUACUAAACUGAAUCUCCCUUCCAAGUGUGAGAAAUUUUGACAACAAUUUUAAUAAAAAUGAAACCAUAAUACAAGGAAAUGUAAUAAUUUCUUCACAUUCUUUACACAGGUUCGAAUGCUGCCGCUUUUUAAAAUUACAUCAAAUAAUAUUAUUCAUUUUAGGGUUUUGUGAUCAUAAGUCCUGAUCGAAAUCAUGAUGUUCGGCGUCAGCAUGUUGGCUGUCACUUUUUGAAUACGACAUUACGGGUUUACUGGUCUGGAUUUCAAGACAAAGAGUCAAAUAUCGCCGGAUAUCGCGUCGCCAUUAGACGAAGACCACUUGGAUAUGAUAUCAUUUCCUUUACCCAUGUCGGUAUAGUCGCAGAUGCAAAGUUUGAUCUUGGCGAAAAAUAUGGUCUGUCUCUGGGAGAAACGAUCUUUGCAACAGUACAAGCAACCAAUAAAGCUGGUCUUUCAAUUGAAGUUUCAUCGCUUCCUACUCGUCUAAUAUCUAAUACAGACAGUAACCUUGUUAAUGAGCAGGAUUUCUUAUGUGUUAAUGUUUAAAUAUGUUGAACCAGUAAUCUGAAAUAAAAACUGGAUCGGGUGACUAUCUACUGUGUAUAAAAUGAAGCCAUGGACAAGAGGCUUUAAAGGACAAACUCGUGAUAAAACUGCUAAUGUACAGUACUAUGACAGAAAUGAAUAUUGCUUGAGACAGUUUUGUGUGCCAAAAUAAUAGUGCGUUAAGAGAAUUUUUCCCGGAACAUGGUGCCAAGCACGGGAGGACACCUCCCCCACUCUAUUAUAAACUAGUGUCGAGUACGUGCAUGUGCUCCACUCUCCCACUUUUUAAAUUGGAUUUUCGCUCUUGUUUGGUAUCUUAUCGUAAUGUUGGAUUCCCAUUGUCUAACAAUGUUCAACUGGCUUCAUUUUUUGCACAAGCCAACACCAGUUUGCAUUUCGGAUCACUAAUGGUAAACACCGAACGUUUCAACACACUUUCAAUAUAUUAAAACUAUAUUAACAUGCAUACUGAUUUACUGUGUCUACUGUAUAAGCCAGGUUUCUGGUAAUCAUAUAAGCUAGUAGCUCGUUUAAUGGUUCAAUGAAGAGCGUAGCAAAUUUCAGCGUGAUAUAAUGCUAUAUAUAGCUUAUUUUUUUCUAAUGUGUAAUUAAAUAAUUAUAUAACAAGUAAGAUUAAAGACAGUAAACGAAUUCGAGUCAUUUGGGUUCCAAUUUGGUGCAGCUGUCGCAAAUUUCAGCAUGGGCUGGAAAUAUGUAUUCCGGCUAAUUUAGUCGAUGUAACCAUACAGUAGAUUCAACAGACAAUGCACUAACUAUAUAUCAUACCAUUUACACGAAUGAAGAUAAUAAAAAAUUGAUAUACUACACAAUAUACC
Messenger RNA from Paramuricea clavata, 13185 nucleotides. Lineage: Eukaryota; Metazoa; Cnidaria; Anthozoa; Malacalcyonacea; Plexauridae. The record is from the annotation of a GenBank genome assembly.